UACUAGUUGAGGGCAUCAAGGAAGGGAGCAGAAGGAAGCUUGAUGGACAUGCGAAGCAGCUUAUAACAAUCUCCUCCUCUACCAAAAAUGGCUUCUUCCACCACUUCCACACUCUUCUCCACUGCUCCUCCAUCCUCCGCCGUCUCCUCCUCUGUGAUACGGCGUCGUUUACCCCUUGUCGGCGCGUUUUGCAUGCUCACUCUAGGGCUCUCCAAUUUCUACAGGCCCUUGUAUUCCUCUGCUCUCAAAACGGGAUCUAGUUUGGCAAAGAGAAGUUACAGUAUUAGAAUGGAAGGGAACACCAACAACACCACUGUCCCAAGCAUCGUUGUCUAUGUCACUGUUCCCAACAAGGAAGCAGGGAAGAAGUUAGCUGAAAGCAUUGUCAAGGAGAAGCUUGCAGCUUGUGUAAACAGAGUACCGGGUAUUGAAUCAGUAUAUCAGUGGCAGGGAGAGAUCCAAACUGAUUCUGAGGAACUUCUGAUAAUCAAGACUAGGCAAUCCCUUCUGGAACCAUUGACAGAGCAUGUCAAAGCAAACCAUGAGUACGAUGUGCCAGAGGUAAUCUCCUUACCCAUCACUGGCGGCAAUCUUAAAUAUUUAGAAUGGAUAAAGGAGAGCACAAGGGAGUGACUAUCAAGUUUAUAGUUAGAGGGUAUGGGCUCAAGAGAUCUUGUAUCUCUGUUCAAUAAAGCUGGCAUGUCAUGUGUAACUAGGUAAGGAGAUCUGAAUAUUACAAUGUAGAGGAUGUGGGUCAUUCUUGUAUUCUUCACUAAGAUCUUAUGUGCAGACCUUCUUUUAGAUGAUUUAUGUCUUUCCUGUA
Messenger RNA from Lotus japonicus, 823 nucleotides. Its product is annotated as protein CutA 1, chloroplastic. Bases 88 to 633 code for a protein of 181 amino acids. The record is from RefSeq and is a predicted model, not a curated record. The transcript is spliced from 6 exons. Gene Ontology annotation, biological process: response to metal ion. NCBI's taxonomy places the organism in Eukaryota, Viridiplantae, Streptophyta, Magnoliopsida, Fabales, Fabaceae. Gene Ontology annotation, molecular function: copper ion binding.